Messenger RNA from Aspergillus nidulans FGSC A4, 1773 nucleotides. RefSeq lists its product as uncharacterized. Bases 1 to 1773 code for a protein of 590 amino acids. NCBI's taxonomy places the organism in Eukaryota, Fungi, Ascomycota, Eurotiomycetes, Eurotiales, Aspergillaceae. The transcript has 14 exons. The record is from RefSeq and is a predicted model, not a curated record.
AUGGAUGACAACAUAGAUCCAGUUGAUUGGGAAGAAGAUAUUAAUGAUAUUCUAUCAGAUACGUUUGAAGAGGAGGACCAACCAACAACUUUGACAGACCUUACCGAUGCAAAGUUACACCCUUUACAGACGCUCUAUAUUGAAUAUAUAGAUGACCUUCCUGAGUAUCCAAAGACUCAUAUCAAUGGUCAUACGUAUAUCAUUGCAGCAGAUAAAAUGUCACAAUCGGAGGCGGAGCAACGAGUUCAAGACCCAAGUCUUCGACUUCUUUAUCAUACAUACCUUGAUGAAAAAGCAUGGCAAGAAAUCCAAACAAUUCGGAAAGAUAUUGACCUUGUUGAAAAUGAUAUUCGGAAGAGGAAUGCAUUCAGUCUUUAUCGCUCGAAGAAGAGAUUCUUCAACAGUGGCAAAGCUUGUAUCGAAAACCUUUCAAGCUGUGCGCCUGUAUUUCGAAAAUCUUUCUACCCGGACAUCAAUAAUAAGCACCAUCCAUAUAUUAGCUGCAUAAAUAGCGCACCAGGUCCUCUACAGAAACAUUAUCACAGCUCUCUGAAAGGCCAUACAUCAAUUGAUCUUGAAUUCUUAGAGCGGUUAUUUAAUGAGUCCAUUCUCCCGUCGCAGGAGGAGUGUGCUGUUAUUGAACCACUAACAACACGGCGCAAAUUCUGUGUUAAUAUUCAGGAAACUCCCUAUAUCCUCUUUACUUCACAUGGAAUUCAUCAACAUCCUCCACCACCACCACACAAGCCACCGGAGCAGAUUUUGAAAGGGAUUGAAUCAAUAAUUAGAAAUAUGCGGAAUCCAAGCCUAACCCUUGUUACCAACUACUCAAUAGCAAAAUUCCUACGAAGUCCUGAGUUAGAGGCUUUUUGUCAACAGUAUAAUGCUUCUACACCAGCUGAAAUACACGCCUCCCUUUCCAAUAUUGACAGAAUAUCUGCCAUUAUACAGAAACAACGUUUACUUACAUAUCCCGAAGGCCAGGAUUUCAAUGGUGUGGUAUACAUAUCUAACAUAAACCCUACCUUGAAGCAAUAUAUCCAGGAGAAAUACCGUGAUCCUGAUGGCAUCAUGAUAUUAUGUGCCUAUAAGGAGCAGAUCAUGCUUCUAAACAAGUUAACCUCAUUUGAAGUUGAUAUGUCCUACAAAAGGAUAAGACAAAAAAACAUGAAUGAGGUAGUUUUUGCAACCUACCUACAUGAGCACGGGAAAAGUCAACCUGUGGAAUUUAAUUCUAUCCAUGGAAAUGGAAUAUCUGGAAUUAUUGUUGACAUGGACACGAAACAAUAUGCUGGCGUGUGGAGUCGCAUGGCAAGUCUGGUUGAUUGUAAAUCAGAGGAGGAUUAUGAUCAGUUAUGUGACUUACUUGCAGCAUAUGAGGACCCAAAAAUUCAGAAUUGGGCUCUCCAUAAAAAGAAUGCAGUUAUUAAAGCUGGGCUUAACAAAAACUGCUCUAGGAUUCCAUCAUCUUUGUAUGAUUCUAUAUGGAAUCAUACUAAUUCAGCAGAGCAGUCACACCAUAAAGCAAAUGCUGGUGGUAAACAGCUUUCAUUAAUUGAGGCUGUUCAGAACUCUGCAAAGCUUGACAAGCAAGAUAUUAUUCAGUAUCAAAACCGUGACUACUUUGGAGUUCAUCACUCGUAUAGGACAGCGAAUAUGGAAGCUAAUUACCUACGCCAUUUAGCUCGUGAAGAAUCUCGAAAACGCCGUCGGUCAUCAUCAGCACAUUUAUCUUCACGAUCUGGUCGUCAUCUUCUUCAGAAAGCCUUAUAA